Molecule: messenger RNA, 2631 nt
Organism: Acanthosepion pharaonis
Lineage: Eukaryota; Metazoa; Mollusca; Cephalopoda; Sepiida; Sepiidae
Source: the annotation of a GenBank genome assembly
AUGUUUCUGUCACAACAGGAAGGAGAAAAGAUAUCAUUAAUUCUCUUAUCAGCCAUCAAUCACUUCUCCUUCUUCUUCUUCUUUUUUUCUUGUUCAAUUUCACCUUCUUCUAUUUCUUCAUUUUCUUCUUCUUCUUCUUCUUUUUUUCUUGUUCAAUUUCACCUUCUUCUAUUUCUUCAUUUUCUUCUUCUUCUUCUUCUUUUGUUCAAUUUCACCAUCUUCUAUUUCUUCAUUUUCUUCUUCUUCUUCUUCUUCUUCUUGCUCAAUUUCACCUUCUUCUAUUUCUUCUUCUUCCUCAUUUUCUGUUUCUUCUUCUUCUUCUUUUUUUCUUGUUCAAUUUCACCUUCUUCUAUUUCUUCAUUUUCUUCUUCUUCUUCUUCUUCUUCUUCUUCUUCUUCUUUUUUUUCUUGUUCAAUUUCACCAUCUUCUAUUUCUUCAUUUUUUCUUCUUCUUCUUCUUCUUCUUCUUUUUUUUCUUGUUCAAUUUCACCAUCUUCUAUUUCUUGUUUUUUCUUCUUCUUCUUCUUCUUCUUCUUUCAAUUUCACCUUCUUCUUAUUUCUUCUUCUUCCUCAUUUUCUGUUUCUUCUUCUUCUUCUUUUUUUCUUGUUCAAUUUCACCAUCUUCUAUUUCUUCAUUUUCUUCUUCUUCUUCUUCUUCUUCUUCUUCUUUUUUUCUUGCUCAAUUUCACCUUCUUCUAUUUCUUCUUCUUCCUCAUUUUCUGUUUCUUCUUCUUCUUCUUCUUCUUCUUUUUUUCUUGUUCAAUUUCACCAUCUUCUAUUUCUUCAUUUUCUUCUUCUUCUUCUUCUUCUUCUUCUUCUUCUUCUUCUUCUUUUUUUCUUGCUCAAUUUCACCUUCUUCUAUUUCUUCUUCUUCCUCAUUUUCUGUUUCUUCUUCUUCUUCUUCUUCAUCAUCUUGAUCAUCUCCUUCUACUGGAUCAUCUUCGUCCUCCUCCUUCACCUCAUUUUCUGUUUCUUCUUCUUCUUCUUCUUCUUCUUCUUCUUCUUCAUAAUCACCUUCUUAUUAUUAUUCUUAUUCCUCUUCUUCUUCUUGUCUUUUCUGUUUACAUCUCAAUCUUUUCCUUAUCUAUCUAUCUCAUUCCAAUUUAUAUCUAUCUAUCUAUCUUAUUCUGUACAUAUCCAUCUAUCUAUCUAUCUAUCUGUCUAUAUCUAUCUCUGUCUGUUCAUAUCUAUCUAUCUAUCUAUCUAUCUAUCUAUCUAUGUUAAUUAUAAAUUUGAAAGGAAAGAUCAUUUCUUUUAUUCUAUCUAUCUAUCUAUCUAUCUAUCUAUCUAUCUAUCUAUCUGUUUCAGUCUGUUCAGAUCUAUCUAUCUAUUCAGAUCUAUCUAUUUCAGUCUGUUCAUAUCUAUCUAUCGAUCUAUCUAUCUAACAGUCUAUCUAUCUAUUUUGGGUUCUCUCUUUAUCUAUCUAUCUAUCUAUCUAUCUAUCUAUCUAUCUAUCACUGCUUUUGCAUCUCUCGGUCUCUUUCAUUUACUUUCUCUAUAUAUAUCUUUUGCAAUAUCUAUCUUUCUGUCUAUCUCAUUAUCUAUCUAUAUCAGUCUGUUCACUAUCUUUCUAUCUAUUUAUCUAUCUAUUUAUCUAUCUCAUUAUAUCUAUCUAUCUAUUCAUCUAUCUAUCAUUAUCUAUCUAUCUAUUUAUCAUCUGUUUCUAUCUAUCUAUCUAUCUAUCUAUCUAUAUUUAUCAGUCUGUUUACUUAUUUCUAUCUCAAUCUGUUCUAUAUAUCUAUCUAUAUUCAAUCUGUUCAUUAUCUAUCUAUCUAUCAUUAUCUACCAUCUAUCUAUCUAUCUAUCAUUUCUAUCUCAAUCUGUUCACUAUAUAUCUAUCUAUGCUUUCCCAUUCACUUUUCUCUCUCUGUGCCUGAUCUAUCUAUCUAUCUAUCUAUCUAUCUAUCUAUCUAUCUAUCUAUCUAUAUUUAUCAGUCUGUUUACUAUCUAUCUAUCUAUCUAUCUAUCUAUAUCAAUCUGUUCAUUAUCUAUCUAUUUAGCAUUAGCUAGCUAUCUCAAUCUGUUCACUAUAUAUCUAUCUAUUCCCAUUAUUCAUCAUCUAUCUAUCUAUCUAUCUAUCUAUCUAUCUAUCUCAGUCUCUAUUGCAUUCUAUUCAUCUAUCUAUCUCAUCUAUCUAUCUAUCUAUUUAUUUCUAGUCUGUUCAUAUCUAUCUAUCUAUCUAUUUCAGUCUGUUCAUAUCUAUCUAUCUAUCUAUCUAUCUCACUAUUGCAUUCUAUUCAUAUCUAUCUAUCUAUCUAUCUAUCUAUCUAUCUAUCUAUCUAUCUCACUAGCUAGCUAUUGCAUUCUAUUCAUAUCUAUCUAUCUAUCUAUCUAUCUAUCUAUCUAUCUAUCUAUCUAUCUAUCUAUCUAUCUAUCUCAGUCUGUUCAUAUCUAUCUAUGUUUUUAUCUAUGUUGGUCGUGGGGAUUGCAGUUGGCAACCAUCUCCUUUUCUAUCCUAUUUUGCUGGAUACAUAUUAUCCGAAUUUAUAAUUAUGUGCACUUCUUAGUUUUUCUGUUUGCCACUCUAUCUAUCUAUCUAUCUAUCUAUCUAUCUAAGUCUGUUCACAUCAUCUAUCUGUGUAUUUAUCAUUCUAUCUAUCUAUACAAGUCUAUUCAUAUUAUCUAUCUAUAG